GGUUAGAAACCGCGGGACUCGCGGAUUUGCGAGGGAGAGUGCAGGGCGCUUGCGCCGAAUCCCGCCCCCACCGGCCCGCGGGGCGGAACUCGCGCCUGCGCAGUGAGGCUGACGCCGGGCAGGAUCGCUGGGCAGGACGAGGUGCAUUGUGGGCCCACGCUCGCUCGGUGUCACCAGGUGGCCGUUGCUCGCGUCCUGUGCAGACAUCUGGGGCCCGGUAAGAGCGUCCAGAGCGCAGGCGCCGGUCCUGCACGCAGCAAGCCCAAGAGCCGGGACCGAAAUGAAGCGUUGGAAUCCGGAGUUCUCUCUAGAGUUCGUUCCGAACCGACAGAAAGACUUGUCUGCGCCGCGACCACCCCCGGCCCUGGAGCCGCUGAAGGACGUCCACGUGGGCCUGGCCCCGCCGUGUCGCGGCCCCGCUCGCCUGGCCCUCCUCCGGGGCCACUACCUCUACUAUCACUACGGCUGCGACGGGCUGGACGACCGGGGCUGGGGCUGCGGCUACCGCACCCUGCAGACGCUGUGUUCUUGGCCAGAGGGCCAGCCCGCGGGCGUGCCUGGACUGGCCGCCGUGCAGACGGCCCUGGAGGACAUGGGCGACAAGCCUCCCGGGUUCCGGGGCUCCCGGAACUGGAUCGGCUGUGUAGAGGCCAGCCUUUGCCUCGCCCACUUCGGAGGGCCCCAGGGGCGCCUGUGCCACGUGCGCCGUGGAGCAGGGCUUCAGGGAGAACUGGAGACUCUUUACUCCCACUUCGCAGGGGGCGGUGGCCCUGUUAUGGUGGGAGGCGAUGCGGACGCCCAGUCCAAGGCCUUGCUGGGAGUCUGCCUGGGGCCAGACACAGAAGCCUAUGUUCUGGUAUUGGACCCUCACUACUGGGGCUCUCCAAGAAACCCCAGCGAACUACAGGAUGCUGGGUGGGUGGGCUGGCGAGAGGUAAGCACAGCCUUUGACCCUAGUUCCUUCUACAACCUGUGCUUGACCAGUCUUAACUCCUAAAAGUAGCAGCAUGCCCUGGGCUGAGGGUAAGGUCCCAGAACUGAGACUCUCUGGUCCCAUACAUAUACACGCAUUUACUUCUCAAAGGUGUCCCAGCACAGCCUGGGACCUCUAAUAAUAAAGUAGCAAAGCCCA
Molecule: messenger RNA, 1132 nt
Organism: Cynocephalus volans (Philippine flying lemur)
Lineage: Eukaryota; Metazoa; Chordata; Mammalia; Dermoptera; Cynocephalidae
Gene: UFSP1
Product: UFM1 specific peptidase 1 (inactive)
Exons: 1
Coding region: 281-997 (238 amino acids)
Source: RefSeq, a predicted model, not a curated record